UCGGGCGGCCCUUGGCCCGUCCCGAACACUAUUUGGGCUAAAAAGAAAAUCAAAAAGAAAAGAUUUUGUUUGGUCCGGGCCUUAAUUAAGGUCUUUUUUGACGCGUCCCGUGAGCAACGUGGCAGCACAGGAGAGGGAGAUGUAAACGAAGUCGAUGAAACCUAUUCCGUGUGUUUCUCCUCUUUUGUCGAAACUGAAGCGAAAUCGAUUCACCGCUGUCGAUCUGAUUCGCCUCAAUCCGCUUCUCCUCGAUCCGUUUCUCUUCGCUCUGUUUCCUCUCCGACAUCGAUUCAGUCCACCUCCGAACAGUUUCCUUUGGACAUCGAUUCAGAGUCGACCCAAACUUGGGAAGGUAGACAUAAACAUGGGACUCCACAGCUACAGCCAGCCUUCGCAGUCUGACGAUAUAUUUUGCAACUCAGAGGACGGUAGCUUCAGCGAGAUGGAAGAUCUCAUUCGACGUGACCAAGCUGAGUUAAGCUUACACGCUAGUUCACAGGUUCAGUAUCCUCCUCAACCAGAGGUUGAGUUUGGCAUCCCACAAACUUGUUACUGCGGUGCUAAGCCUCUCCUUGCAACAUCUCGGACUGAUCCAGGUAGACGAAUCUACACAUGUGAGAACGUGGACGAUGGAGAGUGCCAUGUUUGGAAAUGGUGGGAUGAAGCCAUGAUGGAAGAGAUGCGAGCCCGAGAUCGACAUGUGAUUCAGCUAGAGGAAAAGGUGGACAAUCUUUCACUUUGCAGUGACAUCGAGACUGACCAGCGACUGGUUAGAGUUGAGAAAAUGGUGGGUGAUAUAGGAAAGGAACAAUCCAAGCUUAGGCUGGGAUUUGAGUACUUUGUAAGUGCAAUGAUUGUGGUGACAGUUUUACUUGGAAUUGUGCUGAUGGUUAAGUAAAUGAAGAUGGUGAUGUAUUGAACUAUAUGUAAUAUGAUGUAUGGACUUCGAACUUUAUGUAAUAUGAUGUAUUGACUAUGACUUCUCUCAAUCGUAUUAUGUCUUGUAAUGUAUCAGACUUUAUAGUGUAAGUGUUUUGUUAUGUAGUUUUUUUGCAUUUUAACGCAUAGAUUUGCAUGGCCACAGAAACAGGUUGCGUUGAUUUCAAAUAUACAAUUAUAUCAGAACAUGUACUUUCCAUUGUUUGUUUGUAUCACGGGAAAGAAAGCUUUAAGUCACAAGAUGAGAUGAGAGUCACGAGAUGAACUAAAGACCAAUUAUAAAUAAGACACUUCUUCUUUCAUAAACACUUGUACUUCUCUUUACAUUCAUAUCUUCUUCUUUCUUUCAUAACUUCGUUUUUCAUAAACACUUCCACUUCUCCUUGUUUCAUUCCUUUAAAUUUCUUUUUAAAAAUGGCAUCUUCUUCCCAUUAUCAUUACCAUAGAGGAGGUGAUGAUAAUGCAUUUGAAGGCGUAUUUGAUGAUAUAUUUGAAGAUCUCGAAGCUAUUCCCGAACCAAAAGAGCGAAAAAAACGUAUUUUUAUCGAGAGAAAUCGGGAAGAAGGCCACAACAACCUUUGGAAUGAUUAUUUUAGCGACACUCCAACAUAUCCUCACAAUUUGUUCCGCCGACGAUUUCGAAUGAACAAGUCAUUGUUCUUAUAUAUUGUGCAUCGUCUCUCUACUGAAGUUGAGUAUUUUAAACCCAAAGAAGAUGCAACCGGACGGUCUGGUUUAUCGCCUCUCCAGAAAUGUACCGCAGCAAUUCGUCAAUUGGCGUAUGGUGGUGGAGCUGAUCCCGUAGACGAAUAUAUACGACUUGCUGAAACAACAUCUCGUAAAUGUUUGCACGAAUUUACCGCCGGAAUAAUCCACUUGUUUGCCGAUGAAUACCUCAGACGUCCCACAGUGGAGGAUCUUCGGAGACUACUCCAUGAGGGUGAAGAACGGGGAUUUCCCGGAAUGAUUGGAAGCAUCGACUGUAUGCAUUGGGAGUGGAAGAAUUGCCCCACUGCCUGGAAAGGAAUGUAUUCACGAGGAACCGGAAAACCAACAAUUGUGUUGGAGGCCGUUGCUUCAUAUGACCUCUGGAUAUGGCACGCUUUCUUUGGCGCUCCAGGUACUUUGAACGAUCUUAAUAUUCUGGAUAGAUCACCUGUUUUUGAUGAAAUUAUUAACGGGAAAGCUCCCCAAGUAAACUACUAUGUCAACGGAAGGGAAUACAAUUUGGCGUAUUAUCUGACAGAUGGUAUCUAUCCAAAAUGGGCGACUUUUAUUCAGUCUAUACGACUGCCACAGGGUGCAAAAAAUUCUUUAUUUGCUACGCGUCAAGAAUCCGUUCGAAAAGAUGUCGAGCGGGCCUUUGGGGUCCUCCAAGCUAGGUUCGCCGUUGUUAGAAAUCCUUCUAAUCUAUGGGAUAAAAACAAAAUAUCGAAUAUUAUGCGAGCAUGUCUCAUACUCCAUAAUAUGAUUGUCCAAGAUGAACGGAAUUCAGAUACUCUUGAAGAAUUUCAAGAUGACGAUUUUACUUUUACCGUCAAAAAGGCUAAAAAACCCGGCAAUAUAAUUGCUCGUCGUAAAGAAGUUCGGGAUCCACAUAUCCAUCAACAAUUAAAAGAAGAUUUGAUUGAACAUAUAUGGGAUAAAUUUGGACAUCUUCCAAAUUACAUAUAAUGUG
Brassica rapa (field mustard) is the source of this 2617-nucleotide messenger RNA. Its product is annotated as glutathione S-transferase T3-like. The record is from RefSeq and is a predicted model, not a curated record. Lineage: Eukaryota; Viridiplantae; Streptophyta; Magnoliopsida; Brassicales; Brassicaceae.